AUGGCGACUCGUGCGUCUAUCUUCCAAGGCCUCGAGGAGGCGCCGGCAGAUCCCAUUUUGGGGCUCGAGACUGCGUUUCGAGCGGACCCGGAUCCACGCAAAGUGAAUCUUGGAGCCGGCGCUUACCGCACCGAAGAGGGGAAACCCUAUGUUUUCAGAUGCGUGCGACAAAUCGACAUCGAUAUGGCGGCCGAUGUGAACCUGUAUAAAGAGUACCUGCCUAUCGACGGCCUUGCAGACCUAAAGAAGCCUACCCAGGAGCUUCUCUUUGGGGAAGACAGCCCUGCGAUCGCCGAGGGCCGCAUCUGCUCGACGCAGGCUCUCUCUGGCACUGGGGGCCUGCGCGUGGCCGCUGAGUUCAUCAAGACUUUCUUGCCGAAAUGCAAAACCGUCUACAUCAGCGACCCGACCUGGCCAAACCAUCCGAACAUCUUCAAGAAGGCGGGCCUGGAGGUCGAGUAUUAUCCCUACUGGAACCCGGCAACUUUGAGCAUUAACUUCGAAGCCAUGAAACACACUCUAGAAGCUGCCGCGCCUCACUCUGUCGUUCUUCUCCAUGCCUGCGCUCACAAUCCAACCGGUAUGGAUCUGAACGAGGCUCAGUGGAGAGAGAUUCUCGAGAUGUGCAAGCGCAAGCAGUUCGUCCCCAUCAUUGAUAACGCGUACCAGGGCUACGCCAGCGGCGACAUCGUGCGCGACGGCUUCAGCACUCGGCUGUUUUGCAAUGAAGGCAACAUGGAGAUGUUCGUCUGCCAGUCAUUCGCCAAAAACAUGGGGCUCUAUGGCGAACGUAUCGGCAUGCUCCACAUUGUGUGUGCAUCCGCAGAGCGCGCAAAGACUGUGCUGAGCCAAGUCAAGCGCGUCAUCCGCCCGAUGUACAGCAGCCCGCCGCUCCACGGCGCGCGCAUCGUUUCCCGCCUGUUGGGAGACCCGCAUGCCAAGCAGGCAUGGCUUGCGGAGCUCAAGGAGCUAGCGGGCCGCGUUCAAGGUGUCCGCGCAACCUUGCGUGGCGGCCUCGAGGCGAAAGGAACUCCUGGAAAGUGGAAUCAUAUCACCGACCAGAUUGGAAUGUUCUCCUUUACUGGCCUCUCGCGCGACCAAGCCGAACGCAUGACGAAGCACUGGCACAUCUACAUGAUGGGCAACGGCCGAAUCAGCCUGGCUGGGCUUAACAACUCUAACCUGCAGUAUGUGGUUGACGCGAUCGACGAAGUAGUGCGGGCCGUGCCAUCGGGUCAAUCAAAUAUGUAG
This is a messenger RNA of Besnoitia besnoiti, 1251 nucleotides long. Its product is annotated as aspartate aminotransferase. Gene Ontology annotation, molecular function: transaminase activity; pyridoxal phosphate binding. The transcript has 9 exons. Bases 1 to 1251 code for a protein of 416 amino acids. NCBI's taxonomy places the organism in Eukaryota, Apicomplexa, Conoidasida, Eucoccidiorida, Sarcocystidae. Gene Ontology annotation, biological process: amino acid metabolic process; biosynthetic process. The record is from RefSeq and is a predicted model, not a curated record.